Molecule: messenger RNA, 4534 nt
Organism: Siniperca chuatsi (mandarin fish)
Lineage: Eukaryota; Metazoa; Chordata; Actinopteri; Centrarchiformes; Sinipercidae
Product: DENN domain-containing protein 3-like
Exons: 28
Coding region: 237-4049 (1270 amino acids)
Biological process (GO): regulation of Rab protein signal transduction
Cellular component (GO): cytoplasmic vesicle
Molecular function (GO): protein binding
Source: RefSeq, a predicted model, not a curated record
CAAAUCAAUGCGCAUGUUUGUUCUUCCACACAGAGAAACAGGAAGCAGACUGCCCGGGGGUAAACAAUGUGGGCCGGGAAGAGCUCGUGUCAUUCAGUAGUUCAGUUUGCUGCGCAGUUGUCGUGAAAGUGAAGGGGGACGAAUGAAGAGCCGCACGGUCAUCUGUGAGGAGCAGGUCUGAGUUGACCCUUGGCCCAGUUCUGCUGGUCCAACUGGGUCCUGGGCUGGUGUCAGUGAUGGCAGACCAUCUGCCUCCUGUUCUGCUGGAAGCCUGUGUGGUGGUAGGAGCAUCUAGAGAAAAACUCCAGGAAGUCUACCAGGCCAUUAACGAUAAUGAAACUCCAGAGCACCUCCUGUUGGAGCCGGAGGUACUGCAUGUCCUGGAGCCUCCCUUUGUUAGCAGACCGCAAGCUGAGAGUGAAGCAGUGAGGUCACAUGGGAAGAGGCGGCGCUCCUUUCUCAGGAAAAAGAGGGAACAACCUCCUUCAGCUGCAGCAACUCUCAGCCAAGGUGGAGGAGCAGACAGAAGGGAAGGAAGUGAAGAUGUCGGUGUUCCUAAAGACAUUGACCUUAUGGCUUUACCUCAACUUUGCUUCCCGGGGGGACUCCAAGUAACCAAUAAACAGGAAAAUGAACAAUUCCACUUCCUGGUUUUCACUGAUGUCUUUGGCAACAAGACCCAUGGAGUAGUAAUGCAAUGUUACCGACCGAUGCUGGAAGGGACGUCUUUCUUCCAGAAUGGAGCUGGAUCAUGUAAAUUUUCAAAACUUUUCUCUGCCUACAGUUUCUGUGUCAUAUCCAAGUAUCCUUACUUCACUGCACUCAAAGACUGUCUGUCAUGUCUGUUAAUCCAGCUGAGAAGUUGUCGUUUAUCAGAGAUGGAGGAGAGAGUGAAGGAGUUUGCAGCCAAACUGGCACUGGUGCCUAUCCCCCCUCCUGGACAACUACAUUUGAUGUUUACCUUGCGUCCUCUGACCAUUGUAUUACCAUCCAGAGAAGACAAAGACCACCCAGCUAUAGAUUUAGACCUCCAUCUGCCUUUCUUCUGCUUCCGGCCACAGCAACUACUGCAGGUGCUAUCUUGUCUCCUGCAGGAACAGCGGGUGGUGUUAUUUUCUGCUGAUUGGGCCAGACUCACGCUGGUGGCAGAGAGCUUGUUGCUUUUUCUGCAGCCUCUGUCAUGGCAGCAGCCAUAUGUUCCUGUCCUGGCCAGAGGCAUGCUGGACUUUCUCAUGGCUCCUACUGCCUUCCUCAUGGGCUGCCAUCUCAGCCAUUUUGAAGAGGUUGCUGCUGAAACAGAUGAUCUGAUCCUCAUCAACAUUGAUAACGGUAGUGUCUCCACUUCUUGUUCUGAGACUGUUGACCUACCAGAGAUUCCCCCGGCUGCUGCAGACUGCUUCACACAGAGGUCUCUGUCCCUGCAGAUACAUUUUGACCUGUAUCAGUGUCACCGUGCAAGCUGCACUGACAUCAGUGAGCAACGUGUACAGAGAAGAGCGUGGCAACAUAACCUCAACCACGACAUCCAGAGGAUCACACUGGAACUGAUUGUCAACAUAUUCAGGGAUGUUAGCAGUCAUCUGAACUAUGAACAUCGAGUAUUUAACAGUGAAGAGUUCCUGAAAACCAGAGAACCAGCUGAACAGUUUUUUUACAAGAAGGUGUUGGAGACACACAUCUUCCAUUCCUUCCUCAAGGAUCGUCUCAAUAGGAAAAUGGACAACUUUGCUCGAAUGGAACUCGGGCUGCAGAAGAUGAAGGCUAUGGUUGAAGUCCCACGCAGACCCACCAUACAGGAGAUUCAAGCCCGGAGAAAGAGUUCUAUUAUAGAGAGCAGGCUGAGUAAGAGACUGGGGAUGAGCCUCCCUAACCUCAAAGAUGACCAAACUAUCAGCUUACAAAGAAACACCCUCCUGACCAGGAUCAUCAUGUCUGACCCCGCGUUGAGAGCUCCUCCUAAGCCGGUAAAGGUGUUUAAGCUCCCAGAUUUCCCAGCCUCUCUGUCCUUCCACUCUGUCCAAAGUUAUUACAGUGAGCUGAUCCAGCAGCUUGGCAAGGCCAUCUUCUCUGUCCAAAACGAGAACCCUACUCUGCUGGCCAGAUUCUACUAUUUGCGUGGUUUCAUCAACACAUUGUGUUCGCGACGGCUCGAUGCUCUGGGUGAUUUCCAGAACCUCUACAAAACAGACACCGCCAUUUUCCCCACACAGCUGGUCACAUGGCUCGUGGACUCACUGCACCGAGAUGAGAGACAGCAAGCUGACAGACGACCUGAACUCAAGAGACUCAUCCUCAAGGUGAAGACAGAGAACAAGAAGCCGUUGGUGCAGCCUGAUGACCAUGUCAAGAAGUUUGAGCUUCCCCAAAAGCAUCUGCAUCAGGAAGAGUUUGUGCGUUACGUCCAGGCGUGCAGGAUUGUUAAGGAUGUAGCAACCAUACACCGUUUAUUUGAUGCUCUCGCUGACGGCCAGCUAAAGCAGGUGGACCCCGAACUCUUCAGAGUCUUCUACACCUUCUGGAAGGAGACAGAGGUUGAGGCACAAGAUGUCAACUUGCCCUCUGGGGUCAUAGACCAUCUUGACAACAGCGAGUGUGUCUACAAGUUGUCGUCGUGUGUCAAGACCUCCCACGGCGUCGGUAAAAUUGCCAUGACGCAGAAACGUCUGUUUUUGCUUACAGAGGGACAACCAGGCUUUCUGGAAAUUACAAAGUUCAGAGACAUACAGGAGGUGAAGAUUGCCUCAGCUCCCUUUCUUCUUGUUCGUAUUCCUUCCCUUCGCAUCCAGACCUCUGGCAGACCUGAGGUGUUUGAGGCCAACUUGAAGACAGAGACUGAACUCUGGAACCUUGUGGUGAAAGAGAUGUGGGCCGGGCGCAAGAUGGCUGACCAACACAAGGACCCUCAAUACAUGACUCAGGCUCUGACCAACGUCCUGUUAAUGGAUGCUGUCAUGGGCUGCCUGCAGACCCAGAGGUCCAUCAUUGCUGCCUCAAAGCUGGCCUACUUUGACAAGAUCAAACAUGAAGUGCCCAUGAUGGUGCCUAAAACUACCUCAGAGACUCUAAAACACAAGAUCAACCCAUCACUGGACCUGGCUGAACCUCGGACUGUACAUGUGCUGCUAUACACACCAGGUCAGUUGACUUCCAGUGACUCAGAAGGUGAAAUGAACCCAAAACUGUGGGUGGCUCUCAGUGGGGGCAAAGUGGUUGUGUUUGAUGCAGCUAGCUGGUCCAUGCUGCAGGACUGCAUCCAGGUCGGAGAGUCGCAGCUGAACUGCAUGGUGGGGUUGAUCCAGAAGCAGGUGUGGAUUGGCUCACAGGACUCCGUAAUCUACAUCAUUGACAGUCACAGCAUGUCCUGCAACAAACAGCUGACUGAACACAGACAUGAAGUGACUGGACUCACAGUGGACAGCAGGGAUCAACACAACAGUCAGCAGACAUACUCCUGCAGCUGUGAUGGGACUAUUCUGCAGUGGGACUCAGCCGGUCUCAAAGUGAAGCAACAGUUCCACCUCAGCUGUGACCGUCUCUCCUCCAUACAGAUCUUUGAUGGCACACUGUGGUGCUGUUGUGGUGACAGCAUUGUGGAGCUGAAAAAGAGUGGGACCCCACAAAGAAGGAUCGCACUUCCUGACGACCUACGAAGCAUGCCCAGCAGCUUUAGCAGCUUCAUUGUCAUCCCAGAGCGAGGUCAGUUGUGGACAGGCUGUGCAGACUCAGGGGAGCUGUGUCUCUGGCACACUAACAACUGCAAACGUCCAUCCAAGAGAAUUUCCCUGCCAGGCAGUUCAGGAGUCACGUGUAUGAUUCAAGUCAAGGACCAGAUCUGGGUGGGCUGUCGUGGUUGGAGCGGUGUCGGAGGUCACUGUGACAGUCAGCUGAGAAGUCAGGUGUUGGUGAUGGACCCAGAGAGCCACACUGUGGCAAAGGAGCUGCAGGCUCAUUCAGACAGCAUCCAGACACUCUGCUCUGCUGAGGAUCGGUACGUCUUGAGUGGCUCUGCAUGCCGCGAUGGCAAGAUCGCCAUCUGGAAAGUCGAGUAGAGAACAGAGACAGAGAAAGCGCAAGUAAAGCAAGAGAGGCACUUGUGAGGACAUGCACAAGACAUGACAAAUGUUUGCCCUUUGUGUAUUUGACUGUGAUAAGAUCAUCCUGUGGGAGGCUGAGUAGAGCAAGAGUGGAGACAGGAGGACAAAAUAGUGAAGAGUGAGUUUUCUGCUGGUAGUUAAAAUCACAAAAUGGUAAAAACAGCCCUUAAAGAUGGCAUUUUGUGCCCUUAAACAAAAUAUGUGACAUUGGUUUCUGACACUGGUACUGGACUUUGAAGAGCAGAUCUUUUUCAUCUUGGAAACAAACCUUCUACGCACAUGAGAUGUGAAAAAAGGUCAAGUGUGUGCCUUCUCUAUAUUCUGUUUUAAAAACUUGAUUUAGUCUAGAUGUUAACAGCAGUAAGAUAUUGAAAUGCCUCAAUAUAAUUGUCAUUCAUGUUUCAUUGUCAAGCACUGAUAUUAAAUUCCAUUUUCAGGUA